Molecule: messenger RNA, 776 nt
Organism: Panicum virgatum (switchgrass)
Lineage: Eukaryota; Viridiplantae; Streptophyta; Magnoliopsida; Poales; Poaceae
Product: cortical cell-delineating protein-like
Exons: 1
Coding region: 96-497 (133 amino acids)
Source: RefSeq, a predicted model, not a curated record
CUCAAAAGAACCAUCCCAAACACGCUCAGACUACUGAGAAGCUAGCUGUAGCAAGCAGCUCAUAGCACACUUGAAGCUAUAGCUAGCUAAUAGAAAUGGCGCCAUCAAAGCUUGCCCUGUUCCUCGCCCUGACUGUCCUCACCUCCGCGGCGGCAGUGCACGGCUGUACGUCGUCUUGUCCUACCCCACCAGUGGUUCCCACCCCGCCGGUCGUGCCGACGCCAUCCGGUGGUGGCGGCUCCUGCCCAAUCAACGCACUGAAGCUGGAGGUGUGCGCCAAUGUGUUGAACCUCCUGAAGCUCAACAUCCCUGUCACGGGGAACGACCAGUGCUGCCCGCUGUUGCAGGGGCUCGUCGACCUUGACGCCGCAGUCUGUCUCUGCACUGCUAUCAAGGCCAAUGUCCUCGGCAUCAACCUCAAUGUGCCCAUCGACCUGAGCCUCCUCCUCAACCACUGUGGCAAGAUCUGCCCUGCAGAUUUCACCUGCCCCAAUUAGCCGGCGAAUGAAACAUUCCACACGCCCAUGCAUCAUCUGAAUCUUCAUCCAUCCACUGCGAUCGUGGGCACCUAUCACCUAUGCGGUCGGUCUGUGUGUUGGUUUGCAUCAGCAUGCACCCAUAUAUGUGUUCUCUUCUGUUCGGGUUUUGAGUGAUGCAUGGCUCAGGAGAGGUGAUGUGUCAUGCAAAUUGUUGUUCUUGUUCAUUCGAACAAUAUGUUAUGUUUGCCUGUAACUUCAUCAUAUACGUGAAAUAAAAGUUUAUACAAGUUGUGUCGA